AUGCAAGAUAUUAUACGCGAAGACAGGACACCCGACACUGUGUCUGAAAAAGGUGACAUCGUUCAAGCAGAAGGCAAACCCCAAGCUGUUCAUUACGAAAAUGCUCCCACCUUUGAGGGAGCCAUCAGCGCAGGUCAUCUCAUAGACGAAAAUCUCUUGCGAGCCGAAAAUGAGGACAAAAUCACAUCCUACUUCAUUUUUCUCAUAUCAAUCGCUGCUGUGGCAGGGUUCCUCUUUGGUUAUGAUACCGCCAUCAUUGGUUCCGCCUUGCCUAUGGUGGGCACUGAUCUUGGACACGACCUCAGUAAUCCAGAGCAAGAGAUUAUCACCGCUGGCUGUACAAUAGGAGCUAUCUUUGGUGCUCUUAUUUUGGGUGGUCUCGCCGACAAACUCGGUCGAAAAUGGGCCAUGGCUCUAGCUGAUCUUGCCUUUACUGCUGGUGCCAUCAUAAUCGCGGCUUCCUUUUCGGUUCCUCAAAUCAUUAUAGGCCGUCUCGUACUGGGUGUCGGUGUAGGUGGGGCCGCGGUCAUCGGUCCUCUUUACAUCACCGAGCUCGCACCGACUGCCGUGCGAGGCCGAUGUAUUGGUGUGAACGCCUUUUUCAUUCCUUUCGGCCAGGUCAUUGCCAGCGCUCUCGGCGCUGCUUUUCAAGAUCGAGUGCCCAAUCAUAUCGGAUGGAGAGUACUCUUCGCCCUGGGUGUUGUUCCCUCCAUCGUGCAGCUCGCAUUGAUGCAUUGGCUUCCUGAAUCUCCAAGAGUUCUUUUGCUUCGUGGCCAAACCGACCAGGCGAAGGACACCCUUCGGACAAUUUACAAAGGCGCUUCUGAAGAGGUUAUCGAUUUCAAGCUGCAAGUCACCCAACAAUACGUAGCCGCCACCACUGUCAUGCGUGAAUUUUCUAUUUGGACCCAGUUGAAGAAGUAUUGGUCCCACAAGCCUUACAGACGGGCAAUCAUCGCCGUUUCUGCAGUUCAAGCUUUCGGGCAACUCACCGGUUUCAACACUCUUCUUUAUUACUCGGGAACCGUUUUUGGUUUGUUAGGUCUCAAGAACUCUGCUGCUGCUGGUUUGAUUCCCUCUGGUGGCAACGCAAUGUUCUUGUUCAUUGGUAUGACCAUUGUGGACAGAGUUGGGCGAAGAAGACUUUUGGUUCUUGCCAUUCCUGGAAUGAUCCUGGGAAUGGUAUGGAUGAUUAUAGGCUUCCAUUUCCUCACCAAAGAGACCGCUGGUGAUCUUGUCGCUGGUUAUCAAUAUGGCAACGGCCUUGUCGGUAGUGUCUUGGGUGCCAUUCUGCUCUUCACGGUCUGUUUCGGUAUCACCUAUUCACACAUUGUAUGGUAUCAAUCCGAAUUCUUAGCUUUGGAAAUCAGAGCUGUCGGUUCAGCUAUUGCGACAACAUCUUGCUGGGUUGCCAACCUGGUUGUCUCUGUCUGUUACCUUACGCAGCUUGAGCACCUUGGUGCUACCGGUACAUACGGCUUGUACCUCGGGUUCAUGAUCGUUGGCUACAUCUUUGUAUGGUUCUGUUACCCUGAAACCAAAGGUCUUUCCAUCGAUGAGACCCAAUCCGUCUUUGAAGAUGGCUACGGCGUCAAGAAGGCCCAAGCGAUGUUAAAGGAAAAACGACGACUUGCAGGUCAGCUCAAUUCUUCCGCUUAA
Molecule: messenger RNA, 1659 nt
Organism: Kwoniella botswanensis
Lineage: Eukaryota; Fungi; Basidiomycota; Tremellomycetes; Tremellales; Cryptococcaceae
Exons: 7
Coding region: 1-1659 (552 amino acids)
Biological process (GO): transmembrane transport
Cellular component (GO): membrane
Molecular function (GO): transmembrane transporter activity
Source: RefSeq, a predicted model, not a curated record